AUGGUCAGUCUUGAAGAUGAGAUGAAACAGAAGGAUAAAGAAGCGGCGGUGUUCAAAGCAAAUCACAAAUACGAAAUGUUGUUAAAUAUAGAACUGGAACGUAUCGAGAAAUGCAAGCGUACUUAUGAAAACUUUCAUAAUUUUGAAGUGGCUGUGAUGAAAGACCGACGCAGUCGCAUCUUGCAAAAACAAUACGAAUUUAAGGUUCAGAAAAACCUCUCGAAAUUGGAGAUUGCGGACUUGCAACAAGGAUAUCAGCGGAGUAAAUCACAGUCCAAAAUGCGCGCAAACGAACAAUGUUUGUCAAGUAAUAACAAGACAAACAGCGGACGUAUUUUAAAUCGCACAGGAGGGAUUCCUGACAGAACAAAUGUAACCAAAUCCGUGGCACAACCAAAGAAUAACUCGAUACCUGCCUCAAGCGAGCGACGUCAGCGUUUGGAUUCGCAACGCGUACAAUAUACUAAUGUCGUACAAUAUGCUAAUAAUGUACGAACUCUUACUAAUGUGCCAGUUACACGACUCACGAAUAAACCAAAUUCCGAGAGAGAUUACUUUCACGAAAAUGCGCAGAUGACAAAUACACAGGACGCCGUCAAAUUUCCUGUUUUGCAGUCCGUGUCUUCAGGCAAAAGCCCCACGACAGCAAAUUCUAGCACGACCACAAGCACGCUCCAACGCCAUACACAUUUCUCGGAGAAUUUAACAGAAACGCAUGUAAUACACUCACGUGAUGUUCGCACGCCUUCGAAAGUUUCCAGGAAAAAGAAGUCACACCGCACGGCAAAUGAAGAUAACUUAUCGCCAUUUGAUCAAUAUCGACUUCGGUUGCAAGAGAGCGAGCAACGAACGAGGAAGCCGAAGUAUCAUUUUACGCGAGCUAUCAGUGCGAUGCCGAUGGAUUCAAAUGCGGGCAGGAAUAUAGAUGAUGCACUCACAGCCGUCCGAAGGGCACGUUCAGCCGAUGUACAGUGA
Messenger RNA from Paramuricea clavata, 975 nucleotides. Lineage: Eukaryota; Metazoa; Cnidaria; Anthozoa; Malacalcyonacea; Plexauridae. The record is from the annotation of a GenBank genome assembly.